AACGCAGAUUUUAAAAUGGCAACUCUGGUCAGUAGUAUUUUUCAAAACACGAUAUUUUGCUUGUGGGAGUGAUUACGUGAUCACUAACUUGCUGCACAAUGGCUGGAAGUGCCCAAGCUAGUCGCGGAUUAACAGCUCUUUUUAAACGAGGUUGGAAUGAAAUUCCCGAGGUAAUCGGCUCUUCAGUGAUGGCUGUUAUUGGCAUAGGUUUAACUAUCAUUGGAGCGGUUGGAUACUAUAGUAAGGACGGUGAUAACAGACGUUACAAACUUGAUUAUGUCGUGAUGCGUCCUGAUGAUCCUCGUGCAGCAAAGAUCCGCAAGGAUUAACGAAAGAAUAUGAAGUGUUACCAGUAAAUACAAAACGAGAACAUAAAAAGUA
This is a messenger RNA of Malaya genurostris, 381 nucleotides long. RefSeq lists its product as uncharacterized. The record is from RefSeq and is a predicted model, not a curated record. NCBI's taxonomy places the organism in Eukaryota, Metazoa, Arthropoda, Insecta, Diptera, Culicidae. Bases 99 to 329 code for a protein of 76 amino acids. The transcript has 2 exons.